AUGAGAGCUGUUGGCCAUCCUGGGUCAACUUUGAGCAUGACACCAUGGCAAGAAUGUGUGCAAAUCAUUUGCAACCUGAGGCGAAGAGACAACAAGAAACUUCAACGACAAAAGCGCGUAUUGGAAGGACAAUCUGAGGCAGUUGAAUUCCUUGGAACAGAUGGAAAAUCCAUGUAUGAUGGCACUAUCGCAAAGGGAUUCUUAUUUGAUUACCUUGCUGACAAGCCAGAACCAAGGACCACUCACAAUUCAUUUUGUAUCUUGGAUGAUGACGACGAAUUUGAAUUUGUUCCUGAAGUCGGCUGGGAUACCAACUGGUCUACCCAGCUUGCAAAUUAA
Molecule: messenger RNA, 339 nt
Organism: Cylindrotheca closterium
Lineage: Eukaryota; Bacillariophyta; Bacillariophyceae; Bacillariales; Bacillariaceae
Source: the annotation of a GenBank genome assembly